Molecule: messenger RNA, 1179 nt
Organism: Rhagoletis zephyria (snowberry fruit fly)
Lineage: Eukaryota; Metazoa; Arthropoda; Insecta; Diptera; Tephritidae
Source: RefSeq, a predicted model, not a curated record
AUGAUUCUUUCCAAUAUUAUUCUACUGGCAUUAUCUUCUGCAGCAAAUAAUAGGCACGAUCUCGACCAAGAUCGAACGACGUGUGAAAUAGUUCAAUUAAGAGGCUUUCCAUGUGAAAUUCACCCGGUGGCCACAUAUGAUGGGUACAUCGUCGAGCUGCAUCGAAUACCGAAUCCAGGCGGCAAGCCAGUGGUGCUCAUUCCCGGCCUGGUGGGCAACUCGGCCGAGUUUGUCAUGGCUACCACUGAGGUGAGCAAAGAUCCGCGCGUCAUUGGUCGCAACAUGGGAUUGGAGUUGCACAAGCAAGGCUUUGACGUUUGGAUGAUUAACAACAGGGGCAGUAAGUACGGCAUGGGUCAUCUCUGGCUGAACCCGGAGGAUAAACAGUUUUGGAAGUUCUGCUUUGAUGACAUUUCCAAGAAUGACGUCCCAGCGUUUCUUGAUUACAUUGUCCGGUUUACCGGUUUCAAAAAAGUGCAUGUCAUUGGUCAUUCGCAGGGCACUUCGGUCAUUUUUGCCCUUCUUUCUCAGAGUCAGGAGUACGACCACACAAUUGAGACAUUUAUUGCCAUAUCGCCCAUCACUCGCAUCAAAAAUGCCCGGACGCUCUUCAAAAGAGUAAUCUCCAUGCUUCAGUCACGAUUCAAACGAAAUGGUGGGCCUGUCUUCACCAGAAAAUCACGCGUCUCCGGAAAUCGAAUCGGCCUCGCUUGUGAGCUGCCAAUAAGUCGUCAAAUGUGCGUCCUAGUGUACUCCUUCAUGAUCGGGCCCAACUUUAGUCAACUGGACAAGAAGCGAAUCGGCGUCUACACGGGACACAUGCCAACGACGACUGCAGCGCAAAAUCUGAUUCAUUUUCACCAGGUUUUCAAGACGAAUCGCUUUCAGAAGUUUGACCACGGCUCAGAGGAGAAGAAUCUGAUCAAGUACGGCAGUCCCGAGCCGCCGGAGUACGAUUUAAAGCGCAUCACACAUCCAAACAUGUACCUAAUCUACGGACUGAAUGACUUCUACAUGUCCCAGGAUGGCGUGGAGAGUCUGAAGACUGACCUGAAGCACGCACGAGAAUUUUACGAGCUUUCAGAUCCGAAGGCCAAUCACAUGGACCCGCUAAUCGGCCUCACCACUGCGGUGGAAGUCAAUCGAAAAGUUAUCGGCAUACUAAAACGCUAUCCCUAA